CUCGACUGGUGUCUGGCGCAUCCUCCUGCUGAGGGGUGCACGAGCUUCGACGACACUUGCUCCUUCACCGUAACAUCUGGGAUUCGUACUGGCGAGAACUUGGGCGCUCAGCUAGUGCUUACCGAUACUGGACUCGUUGCGAAGAUCUACGAUCCACUGUUUUACUCGUUUCAGGACCAGGAUUUUCAAGACCUGGAAGUUGACGUCGCGACUGCUGCCGACUCUGAGUACAGUAUCGAAGCUGCCGCCUACUCCGAACUCCAAGGCACGUCAGUAGAAGGCUGCAUCACGCCCGAGUAUAACGGCUCCUGGACCCUAAACGUUACGGGCGAUAUUCAGGACGAGCAUAUCACUCGCCAGGUACGAUUGGUCCUUGUCGAAUAUGUGCCUGGUGUGCGAAUGGCGGAUUUCGAACCACACAGCCUCACACCAGAGGUGAGAAGAGACAUUAUGGUCAAAGUCAUUGAGGCCGACUACGAUAUUCGUCGCGCUGGGGUUCGACAUGACGAUAUAUCGCCGCGAAACAUUAUCUUCUCUAAGAGACCAAACACCGCAAAUAGAAACUUCCGAAUCAGACUAGUAGAUUUUGGCCACUCGACUGUGUUCAAAAUCCGGUUCGGACGUCCACUACGGUAG
Messenger RNA from Macroventuria anomochaeta, 636 nucleotides. RefSeq lists its product as uncharacterized. Gene Ontology annotation, molecular function: protein kinase activity; ATP binding. The record is from RefSeq and is a predicted model, not a curated record. Gene Ontology annotation, biological process: protein phosphorylation. The annotation marks the transcript as partial. NCBI's taxonomy places the organism in Eukaryota, Fungi, Ascomycota, Dothideomycetes, Pleosporales, Didymellaceae. The transcript has a single exon.